CCUGGGUGUUUCAGGUUGAGGGCAGUGAGAGGAGGUAGCAGGAGGCUGUGGUCUUGGCGGGUGGACUGUCUCGGCCUCGGCAGCCAGGUCGGUGGUGAGGUCACGAUGUCCACCAAGGUGCCCAUCUAUCUGAAGCGCGGCAGCCGCAAGGGCAAGAAGGAGAAGCUUCGGGACCUGCUGUCCUCAGACAUGAUCAGCCCGCCGCUGGGAGACUUCCGCCACACCAUUCAUAUCGGCAGCGGAGGUGGCAGCGACAUGUUUGGUGACAUCUCCUUCCUGCAGGGCAAGUUCCACCUCCUGCCUGGAACGGCAGUCGAGGGACCUGAGGAGGAUGGCACCUUCGACCUCCCCUUCCAGUUCACCCGCACGGCCACGCUGUGUGGCCAGGAGCUCCCCGACGGGCCGUCCCCUCUGCUCAAGAACGCCAUCUCCCUCCCGGUCAUCGGUGGGCUCCAGGCCCUCACCCUGCCCACCUCCCAGGCCCCACCCAAACCCCCUCGCCUGCACCUGGAGACCCCUCAGCCCUCCCCACAGCCUUCCCCACAGGAGGCAGGGAGUGUGGACAUCUGGAGAAUUCCAGAGGCUGGCUCGGCCCACAAUGGGCUGACCCCUGAGUCGGGGGCAGAUGAGCCCUUCCUGUCCCACGCCAGCUCCCUGCUCUCCCUGCACGUGGACCUGGGGCCUUCCAUCCUGGACGAUGUCCUCCAGAUCAUGGACCAGGACCUGGGCCAUAUGCAGAUCCCCACACAGGACCCGAGGCUGGCCAGGCGGGGCACCCAGGCUGGGGUGAAUGGUGGGAAGCAGGGGGUGGACACGGCCCUGGUCUAGAAGUGAAGAUCCCAAGGUCCCACCUGUGUGGUCACUGGCCAGCAAUUUCUCACCUUGACCUUUGUUUCCCCCUCCCCACCCCCACCCUCUCCCCAUGAGCAGAGCUUGCCUCGUUGCUUUCCCCUAAAACCCGCCGAGGACACGUGCAGAAGUCAGCCCAAAAUGCCCUGAGCAUCUUGGGCCCU
This is a messenger RNA of Ceratotherium simum simum (southern white rhinoceros), 1013 nucleotides long. The record is from RefSeq and is a predicted model, not a curated record. Lineage: Eukaryota; Metazoa; Chordata; Mammalia; Perissodactyla; Rhinocerotidae.